UAUUACUCCUGGCCCCUUGCUUUUCUUUAUCUAUUCCCCUUCCAUUGCAUUGCAAGGCCAAGCCAAGCCUCCCUAAGUCUCAAAGCAACCAAGCCAGCAGAACCAAACAAGAAGCCAACCAAGAAGAAGAGCAGAGGAAAGCAAGCGAGCAAGGAGGAGGAGGUAGCUUGGCGAGAGGUGAUCGAAGAGGUGGCUGCAGCAAUGGCGGCUGACCUGGGGUUCGAGGAGACCGAGCUCCGGCUGGGCCUGCCCGGCGGCGGCGGCAGCGGCGGCGGAGAGGGAGAGGCGAGGAGCUCCUCCGGGAAGAGGGGCUUCGCCGAGACCAUCGACCUCAAGCUGAAGCUGGAGCCGGCGGCCGCGGCCGUCGACGUGAAGGACGAGGAGGCGGCGGCCGAGGAGGGCUCGGUCGUGGCCGCAGCGACGGAGGAGUCGCCGGCCGGGAAGAUGAAGAGGUCGCCGAGCCAGAGCAGCGUCGUCACCGCCGCCGCAGCGCAGCAGCCCGACCCCGCCGAGAAGCCGCGCGCGCCCAAGGCGCAGGUGGUUGGAUGGCCGCCGGUGCGGUCGUUCCGGAAGAACAUCAUGUCCGUGCAGGCCGAGAAGGGCGCCGGCGGCAAGGACGUCGACAAGUCCUCGUCGGCCGCAGGAGCCGGCGCCGCGUUUGUGAAGGUGAGCAUGGACGGCGCGCCGUACCUGCGCAAGGUGGACCUGAAGAUGCACAAGAGCUACCAGGAGCUGUCAAAGGCGCUUGAGAAGAUGUUCAGCUCCUUCACCAUUGGAAGCUGUGGGUCUCAAGGGAUGAACGGCAUGAACGAGAGCAAGCUGGUGGAUCUGCUGAACGGCUCCGAGUACGUGCCGACCUACGAGGACAAGGACGGCGACUGGAUGCUCGUCGGCGACGUCCCAUGGGAGAUGUUCGUCGAGUCGUGCAAGCGCCUUCGUAUCAUGAAAGGAUCAGAAGCCAUUGGCCUCGCACCAAGGACCAUGGAGAAAUGCAAGAACAAAAGCUGAGGAGAAGAUGGACACAUGCAUCUGAACACAUGGGUUUCAUCAGAUGCAAGAACCAGUCCAGUCUCUAUAGCUUUGCAGCUUUGCUCGUUUCUGUAUCAUACUCCCUGUUCUCCAAGCCUGUACCUCCUGAUCAGCGAAGUCAUUUUGGUGUGUCAACUGUCCUAUCUGUUCCAUUGAGUCAGUCAGUCAGCCAGUCAGUGUUCAAGUCUCAUCUUGUCAUGUACAAAAGAGAGAAGCCAUGAACAUGUGUACUACCUGUCCCAUAACAAUGUCCUUUUGCUCUACCUCUACCUCUUCUUUUUCCCCCUCUUCUUGGCACAAAAUGCAAAGGCAUCCUGCUCCUAAUCAAGGGGCCUUGUUGCAUCUUGUGCAUCAAAAGUUGUUUUAUUAUUAUUAUCACCAUGGUGUGUCAAUGGAACAAAUAAUUAUAAUUAUUGCAAGGUGUUAAAUUGUGUUGUA
This is a messenger RNA of Phragmites australis (common reed), 1467 nucleotides long. Its product is annotated as auxin-responsive protein IAA30-like. The record is from RefSeq and is a predicted model, not a curated record. Gene Ontology annotation, cellular component: nucleus. Lineage: Eukaryota; Viridiplantae; Streptophyta; Magnoliopsida; Poales; Poaceae. Gene Ontology annotation, molecular function: protein binding. Bases 202 to 1008 code for a protein of 268 amino acids. Gene Ontology annotation, biological process: regulation of DNA-templated transcription. The transcript is spliced from 5 exons.